AUGGGUUGCUGCUUCAGCACCAACCAACCCCAAAAUGAACCUCAGCACCCACAACCCCACCGUGGAUCCCUUCAACAAAACUGCAGAAUCAGAACCCCACAACCCCUUGAAGAGGAAUAUGUGAAAGAGGUUCUUUCUGAAAUACCCAUCUCCAAACUGCAACAAAUUCCAACUUUUAAGCCACAGAUGAAGACCCAAUUGCCCGUUAUUCAGCCCCCAGAGGUGCCCGUGAAAAAAGUUUUGGAACCUGAGGAAGUGUCUCUUGUGUCGGAAACAUGCAGCAACGGUGAGAGUUUCUCCACCACCACCACCGCCACCACGACGACGGUCACAGAAAACCGAGAAGAUGAAGCCACAAGCAAGAGAAGCAACGUAACUCGGAACCGGAAGCGUUCCUACGCCGUGAACGGCAAUAGAAUCAGCUCCGGGGACCGGAGGCAGAAAUCUCCGGCGAGAAAGCCAGAAAUUCCGGUGAGGUCACGGCCGGUUCCCCGGAGAGAUUCUGAUCAGGUACGCCGUCUUUCCGGCCAGGGGUCCAUCCGACGGUCGAGGUCACCAUCGCGUGGAGGCCGGAGUAAUAUCCGGUCGCCGACGCGGAAGGUUCCGGUGACUAAAGAUGUCGUGCAGAGAAACGACGGCGGUUCGAUUAAGGAGUCAUUAGAGAACCCACACGUGUCAUUGGAGUGCUUUAUUUUUCUGUAG
Vigna unguiculata (cowpea) is the source of this 702-nucleotide messenger RNA. RefSeq lists its product as uncharacterized. NCBI's taxonomy places the organism in Eukaryota, Viridiplantae, Streptophyta, Magnoliopsida, Fabales, Fabaceae. The record is from RefSeq and is a predicted model, not a curated record.